This is a messenger RNA of Columba livia (rock pigeon), 1970 nucleotides long. RefSeq names its product O-6-methylguanine-DNA methyltransferase (gene MGMT). Gene Ontology annotation, cellular component: nucleus. Bases 338 to 934 code for a protein of 198 amino acids. The record is from RefSeq and is a predicted model, not a curated record. The transcript has 6 exons. Gene Ontology annotation, molecular function: methylated-DNA-[protein]-cysteine S-methyltransferase activity. Gene Ontology annotation, biological process: DNA repair. Lineage: Eukaryota; Metazoa; Chordata; Aves; Columbiformes; Columbidae.
UUUCAGCCGUAAAGCCUGCGUUUUGCUCCCUGAUGUGGUGGAUUUUGGUCAGCAGUGCUUAAAAGGAAAGAAAAAAAAAGGUCCUUGACUACCCCGAGGACCUUGACUCCUCCCGCAUGAGUGCCCACAGGCUUAUUUUGUCACGGACUUUUCCAGAAAUCCGCGUUUCUGGCCACCUCAGUGCCCCGGUGCUGGCCCCGGGGCAGGUGGGCGGCAUCACCCACUGAUUGCACCGCCUGGCGCGGCCUUAUCAGCGGGACCAGGGGGCGGGGUGGCCUCUAGAGCCCGGAACCCGGCCCAGAGCAGCCCCAGCGCAGGUGGAGGCCUCUCAUCUACCAUGGCAUCGAGGCUUGUUCCAAAAGCGGCUGCCGAAGAGGGAGGAUCUGGGUGCACGGAGAGCCACGCGGUUCUGCUCAGCCCGGUGGGGAAGCUCGAGAUAUCGGGCUGUGAAACGGGUCUACAUGAGAUCAAACUGCCCCAACCCAGCGCGCUGCCCAGCGGCGGGGCCGAGCCCUGGGCCGCCUGCGAGCUGUGCGGAGGCGCGGAGGAGCUGCCGGAGCCGCUGCGGCAGUGCGCGGCCUGGCUGCGCGCGUACUUCUGCGACCCAGGGAGGACAGCCAGCCUGCCCCUGCCGCCCUUCCACCACCCGCUGCUCCGCCGAGAUUCCUUCACCAAACAAGUGCUGUGGACCCUGCUGAGGGACGUGAAGUUCGGCGAGGCCGUUUCCUACAAGCAAUUAGCGGAUCUCGCCGGCAACAGCAAAGCGGCCCGAGCGGUGGGAGGAGCGAUGAGGAGCAAUCCCAUCCCGAUCAUAAUUCCGUGCCACAGGGUGAUCCGCAGCGGCGGGCAGACCGGGAACUACGGCGGGGGACACGUCCUCAAAGAGUGGCUCUUGUCGCACGAGAAGCUCCAGAAAGAGAAGCUGGCACCGUGAUGCAGCUCAGCGAACCAGCCAAGGCAUAAAACCACGGACACUUGGCUCGUAACAAGCUCUCACAGCACCCGGCAGAAUUCAGAACAAAAAAAAAAACGGUAAAUAUUUGAGUGACAUAUAAAUAUAAUGCAACAUCCGAAGUGAAAUGUGCGGUGGCACCACUAUAUUAAAAAAGCGGGAUGCGUCCUGGGGGAUGCAGCUCGUCUGCCCUUUCUUGUUUUUACAUUUUACAGCAGAAUGACUACAGCGGGCCAGCCCUGGGGUUUGUUCCCAUCUCCGGGCCUGUUUUGUUCUAUUUUUAAUGUCCAUUAAAGCUCGGCUCAGGCAGUGGGAGGAACGUGGGGAGCGCAGGGGCAGGCGCAGCCCCUGCCCACCGCUGCCCUCGCCUCUUUUUGGUGCCUAAAAUGCUGUUUUCCGUAAAAAAGGAGUUAAAGGAGCACAUUGAGACGCAUUCAAAAGCCAGUGGCUGUUGAAUUGCUUGUUACCGGGCUUUUCUUUUCGGUUUAGGAGAGAUGGGAAUAGAAAUUUUUGCCUUUGUGAACGGCGCAAGAAGCAGCAGGAGCUGCUGCCGAAUUGUACGAGAAGUGUAUUUUGAAUAAGGAGUUUGAUUAGCGCAACGUGGGCACAAUAUUGAAAAGCUCGUCGUGGUGGCAUCUUUAUCAGCAGCGCGUUUCCUUUUAUAAUAUGAUUUUUGCUUUAGAUUUUUGCAUUUCUCUGCCACGCGAAUCUUUAUUUCCUGUAGCCUCUCCAUAGGAAGGGUUCAAGUAUUCAAGAGACAUUAAAGGUAAAUUUUGAGGUGGUUUAAGCAGGGCUCUCCACGACUACGAGCCACCAGGAGCUGAAAUUUUCAGUAUGGGAAUCGUAAAUUCUAACAUGGAAAUACUGAUUUCUUUAUGGGUUUUAUCAUAUUUUCAUGGAUGUCUCUUUAGAAAGGCCAUUGCUGGCCAAAAAAUUAUGAUGUUACCAUACGUUAGUUAAUAUAGUAUUAUUGAUAUCUUGGAAUUACUUCAAUAAAAAAACUGCUUUGCAUGUGCAA